Molecule: messenger RNA, 2203 nt
Organism: Neofelis nebulosa (Clouded leopard)
Lineage: Eukaryota; Metazoa; Chordata; Mammalia; Carnivora; Felidae
Gene: KCTD17
Product: potassium channel tetramerization domain containing 17
Exons: 7
Coding region: 16-1419 (467 amino acids)
Biological process (GO): protein homooligomerization; proteasome-mediated ubiquitin-dependent protein catabolic process
Cellular component (GO): Cul3-RING ubiquitin ligase complex; cytoplasm
Molecular function (GO): cullin family protein binding
Source: RefSeq, a predicted model, not a curated record
ACUACAGCUCCCGGCAUGCCCGGCGCGCGGUACCUGCCCGCCCCCAGCCGCCGCGCCCGGAGGAUGCAGACGCCGGGGCGAGCGGGGAGGAUGGAGGCCGGGGAGGCAGCGCCGCCGGCGGGGGCGGGCGGCCGCGCGCCGGGCGGCUGGGGCAAGUGGGUGCGGCUCAACGUGGGGGGCACGGUGUUCCUGACCACCCGGCAGACGCUGUGCCGGGAGCAGAAGUCCUUCCUCAGCCGCCUGUGCCAGGGGGAAGAGCUGCAGUCGGACCGGGAUGAGACUGGGGCCUACCUCAUUGACCGUGACCCCACCUACUUUGGGCCCAUCCUGAACUUCCUCCGGCAUGGCAAGCUGGUGCUGGACAAGGACAUGGCCGAGGAGGGGGUCCUGGAGGAAGCCGAGUUCUACAACAUCGGCCCGCUGAUCCGCAUCAUCAAAGACCGGAUGGAGGAGAAGGACUAUCCCGUCACACAGGUCCCCCCCAAGCACGUGUACCGUGUGCUGCAGUGCCAGGAGGAGGAGUUGACGCAGAUGGUCUCCACCAUGUCAGACGGCUGGCGCUUCGAGCAGCUGGUGAACAUCGGCUCCUCCUACAACUAUGGCAACGAGGACCAGGCUGAGUUCCUGUGCGUGGUGUCCAAGGAGCUCUACACCUCCCCGCACGGGCUGAGCUCUGAGUCCAGCCGCAAAACCAAGAGCACGGAGGAGCAGCUGGAGGACGAGCGGCGGCAGGAGGUGGAACAGGUGCAGGUGGAGCCCAGUCCUCCCAGGAGCCCGCUAACCUUUUCUCCCUCCCGCCACCGCCGCCUCCUCCGCUUCCCGCGGGAGGCCCCGCCUCAUCUUCAUCCACCUCUUCCUCCUCCUGGAUCUCAUCUGCACCCUGCCUCUUCCCUCUCUGCCCCUGUCCGGGUUUCCUCUCUGCCUGCUCACGCCUCCAUCCCCGGGCCGCCCCGGCCCCCGCCUCCCGCGCCCUCCACCCAGGCGCCCCGGCCCCCCCGCAUCCCAGAGCCUCCCGCCUGCCGCCUCCCGCGCCCCCUCUGGCGCCUGCCGCCUCCCGGCCUGGGGACGAGGGUCGUGGCCGCGUCUCCUUGGCGCCCGCCAGCCCCGCCGGGCACCCCUGAGGCCGGGCCGCCCCGCCCAGCGCCUCCCGUCCUCGCCGCCGCCGCCGCCGCCGCCGCCUCACGUUUCCUCCUUGCAGGUCCCCGUCUGCACCCCUCAGGGCUGAGGCUGCGCUUGCAGCGAGGGCUUCUCCUCCUCGGGGCCCCUCGCCCGCCCCCCCAGAGCCGCCAUCCCUGGUUUGUAGCUUGGCGGAGCUGGAGGGAGGGCGGCAGCCAGGAGGGGGCGCGUCUCCUGUCCCCGGACCUGAGCCGGACUUUUCAGCCGACUUUCUCCCCUCACCUGUUUUGGCCUUGGGUGUGAGGCGCGGAGAGAAGAGCCUUAGGGGGCGGGGCCUCUUUGCCAUCUGUCCCUCAGCCCCAGAGCCGGGCUGGGAAGGAGGGAGGGGGGACGGCAGCCAGACGCCUUGGCCUCACCCCUGCCCAUCCAGGAGCCCCUGCAUCACAGCCUCGCGGCACUGGGUUCCCCGUCUCUUCCGGGGUGGGAAGGACAGCCGGCCGCACCGGGGCUCCUUUGGCCUACGAGGAGUCAGCCAGAGCUGGCUGGGGAUCAGGGCGUCGCGGAAAAAGCCCUGGCCGGGUGCCUCCAAGCCCCCACUCAGUCCUAGCCGCCUGCUCUGUGACCUUGGGCAGGUCACUGUCCCUGUCUCGGCCACAGUUGCCUCUAAAAUGGGGAUAGGCAGCUGCUGUCUGUCACCUUUUGCCUGAGCCGGCAGGGACCUGACCUUGACCGCCCCACCCUUCCCCAGCCGGAGUCACCAAGGCUCUGGCUUCCACGGCAGCCACCACCCAGCCCAGGAUGGGGCGUGGGGCUCCCGGAUGGGCGAGCUGGGUCCCCUUCCUGCUCCCCCUCCUCGGCUCUGAAUUCACCUUCUCUGGGCCUCAGCCCCCACCCCCCCUCUUCUGAGAAGGGACCCUGUAACUCACCUACCUCUUUCUCUCUCCCUCUCUUCCCCUCCCCUCCCUCCAUUUCAAUCUCCUCUCUGCCCUCCCCUGGCCUCGCCUCACCCCUCCUCACUGGCCCCACCCUGUCAUUCCUCUCCUGGUGUUCUGACCACCCCCCCACCCGUCCCCCUGCCCCUUCCCCC